CCACAACAACUGACAGCUAUAAAUGUUGAUUCCUUUUCUCUUUGUUAUCAACAUUUUAAGGCUGGGAAAUUACUAAGAGCCAUAUAUAUUAGAGACUUGAGGCUAAACACUCUUUUUAUUUUUUUAAGGUCAUAGAGAAUGGAAGGAACAUAUAUGAAGAACACAGAGAGCAAGAUUGUGGUGGCAGUGGAUGAGAGCAAGGAGAGCAUGCAUGCCUUGUCAUGGUGUCUCAGCAACCUUGUUUCUCAUAAUAGCAGGAACACCCUUGUGCUUCUCUAUGUGAAACCACCACCUCCUGUAUACACCUCCUUUGAUGCUGCAGGGUAUGUGUUUUCAAGUGAUAUUAUUUCAGCCUUGGAAAAAUAUGGCAGUGACCUGGUGAAUUCAGUGAUGACAAGAGCAGAAUCUGUCAUCAGGAGCAAUGGCACCAAUAUAAACGUGGAGAAAAUAACUGGAAGUGGAGAAGCCAAGGAUGUGAUAUGUAGUAUUGUGAACAAACUUGGGGCUGACACCCUAGUAAUGGGAAGCCAUGGAUAUGGCUUUUUUAAAAGCAGGGCUCUUCUUGGGAGUGUGAGUGACUACUGUGCUAAGCAUGUGAAGUGUCCUGUGGUGAUCGUGAAGCAUACAGAUGAUAAAUGAGUUUCUAGAUGUCCUUUUCUUAGCUUAUGAUUAUGAAUGAGUAUUCACCACCCAGACUUGGCUUGGUGAUUGUAAUCAGUGGCUUAAGGCUUAGUUGUCCAAAUCUUGCGAGAAAAAAAAAAAAAAAAGAAAAAAAACAAAAGACAAAAGAAAUAAUAGUGAUUAUUCUGGUUUUCUAUAAGCA
Messenger RNA from Quercus robur (English oak), 823 nucleotides. RefSeq names its product universal stress protein A-like protein. The coding region runs from base 139 to 639 and encodes 166 amino acids. The transcript is spliced from 4 exons. The record is from RefSeq and is a predicted model, not a curated record. Lineage: Eukaryota; Viridiplantae; Streptophyta; Magnoliopsida; Fagales; Fagaceae.